AUGUGGAAAACCGUGUGUGUGCUGAUUCUUCUGUCGGUCCUCUGCAGCGCAGGACCGCUGAGUUCCCACCAGAAGAGAAAAACCCCAAUGGUCCGUGAGGAACCGGUGCCGGCUGAGGUGGAAAUGCCAGAGCAGCCUGAGGCGGAGGUUGAGACAGCUCCAUCUCAGGAGGCAGCUUCCUUGGGCACCCUCACUCUGCCCAGCAAUGCCACCUCCAUUCGGGCAGAUAUUACGGAUAAUUUCUCGUGCUCGAACAAGACAUAUGGCUACUACGCGGAUGUGGAGAACGAUUGCCAGAUCUUCCACGUGUGCCUGCCGGUGACCUAUGCCGAUGGCCGUGAGAACACCUUCCGCUGGAGCUUCAUCUGCCCCGAGGACACUAUAUUUAGCCAGGAAUCCUUCACCUGCAUGCGCCGCGAGGACAUGACCAUCGAGUGCGCGGAUAGCUCUAGGUACUACGAGCUGAAUGGCAACUUUGGUGGUGCAGUGGAGGAGGAGAUUAAGCCCACGCCCGAGGAGAGUGAGGAGCCGGAAAAGGAGGUGAUGGAUGUCAAACCCGUUGAGGCUGAGCCAGAGGUCCCAGCAGAGCCUGUUGUUGUGGAAACCCCCAAGCCCGCAAAGCCAGUCAAGGCCCAGAAGCCCAAGCCCAAUCGCCGGAAACCUCAGCAGCCCCACAGAAAGACACCAGUUCCGGUGACCGCUGCUCCCGAAGUGGAAGCUGUUCCUGAACCAGUUGCCGCCUUGGAAGUGGAGGCUAAGCCACCGAAGCCGCAGCGAUUCACCAUCAGGCCGAAUAAGGAGAAGCCUCAUGCCUUCAGGCCCGCCAUCGCUGCUCCUCCACCAAUGAGAAAUGAACUCUUCAAUGGCAUUCGCAAGCGUCCGGCGAUCUUCAAUAAGCCAGCGAGCACGAGCACAGCCAAGCCCGUGGAGGAAGCGGAGGUGGUGGUGGUGGAUAGCGAGCCAGCUGUCACCGAGGCUGUGGUUCAGCUAAGUGAGCCCCAGCCCACUCUGAAGCUGCAGACAAUGUUCGCGGAGCCAGCAGUUAUUCCCGUGGAAGUCCAAGAGCCCGAGGUUCAGGCUUCCGAGCCAGCCCUGUCCUUCGUUCAGCCAGAGACAGUUCCGGAAGUGGUGGCACCUACAAAGAUUGAAAUUGAUACCAGGAUCGAAGAGGUAAAGCCCAUUGAAGCCAUUGAGGAGAUUCCCGCUGUCAUAGUAGAAAGUUUAGAUGAAAAGAAGCCCGAGGAGGAAGAGAAAGAAUCAGCAACUCAGGAGAAUGUAAAGGCAGAAGAGGAGUUCAAACCAGAAGAAGGAACUAAAGUAGACCACGAUGUUAAGUCUGUAGAAGAGAUCAAGCCAGCAGAUGAGAUCAAGUCAGAGGAGAUUCACCAGCCCGAAGAAGAGCCUGAGAUACCAGCCCAGGUUGAGGAGAUCCAUGAAGUCAAGCCCGAGGAUAUCAAAGCGGAUCCUGCCAUCAUCGAAACCAGCAACUCCAAUGAGGAAACCCACGUCAGCAUUGAAGCUUUGGAGGCAGCCAAGCCAGCCGAUGCCCCGGAGAGCAUGCCUGCCACUCCCGAAAUGGAGCAACACAGUCCGUUGGUGGAGGAAAUCCUUGAUAGCAGCAGCAACAACGCAGAGCCAGUAGAAGGUGGAGAGACCCAGGAGUCCCUGGGUGGCUUCAAGCCAGUCGAUCCAGUCAUGGCCGCUGAGGCGGAGCAAUUGAUCACUGAUUUCCUUAAUACCCUGAAAAAGAACGAAGAGAAACCCGAGACUGACAUGGCACCCAUUUAUAAUGCAGAUGUGUCCAUCGAGGAGGCCAAGCUGCCAGAGCCCGAGAUCGUGGACAAGAAUGCAUCCGUCGAAGAGCAAAUCCUAGAAGAAUCGGAGCAGCAAAAGAACCAAAAGCAUCAGAUGAUGAAGGACUCACCCAUAAUCAACAUCAUGCAGCUCAACCAUCUGCCAAUGGACUAUCAGAUCCCAGUUCAGGUUAUUCCAAUGGAUUCUGAGCCUGUUUCCGAGAUCUCUGAGCCAUCAGAGGUGCCUGAGGAAAUGAAGGCACAAGAAACACCAGAGGAAGUCAAAGAAGAAACACCUACUGAGGAGAUCCAAGAAGCUGUGAAAGAAGCUACUCCAGAAGAAGUCACGGAAACUAUUUCCGAGGCAGAGAAGGAAAUCACUCCUGAGGCUGAAGCCAAGCCCGAGGAGACGCCCAGCCAUGAUGAUGCCCAGGAGGAGAGCCUAGUCACCGCCUCUUACAUGCCCUCCAUUAGCAUCGAUGACAUUGUGGAGCUGGUGAAAGAGCGCCUCGACCAGACCCCCAAGAAGGAUCAGAUGGCUCCCAUGGAGCUGAUACUCACGCCAGGUGCCGCGGCACCCAUGACCCUGGUUCAGAGCACUCCCGUCCAGGCAGUCGAGCAGCAGCCAGAGCCGAUGCCCGAGCAAGAGGAGCUCAUCCUGCCCAUCUACAAGCGCGUCUCAGCCGCCGAACCAGCCAUGUCCAAGGUGCAGACGCUGCCCGUGACCGGAAGCAAGGUGGAAACGGUACCAGAAUCCCAACCGGAGAUCAGGGAGCCCAAAAUGGAUGCCCGCAAGCGACGCUUCCUGUUCCGUGCCGAUGCCAGCUAA
Molecule: messenger RNA, 2622 nt
Organism: Drosophila serrata
Lineage: Eukaryota; Metazoa; Arthropoda; Insecta; Diptera; Drosophilidae
Cellular component (GO): extracellular region
Molecular function (GO): chitin binding
Source: RefSeq, a predicted model, not a curated record